This is a messenger RNA of Branchiostoma floridae (Florida lancelet), 1669 nucleotides long. Its product is annotated as NTPase KAP family P-loop domain-containing protein 1-like. The coding region runs from base 70 to 579 and encodes 169 amino acids. The transcript has 4 exons. Lineage: Eukaryota; Metazoa; Chordata; Leptocardii; Amphioxiformes; Branchiostomatidae. The record is from RefSeq and is a predicted model, not a curated record.
CCUGCAGCCGGUGGAGCAGAAGUAAACGUUUUGCCGCUCCUGUUGGAGGCCCUGGAGAACGGUGACGUCAUGCCCUACGUCAAGGGCAACCCGCGCUACAUCCGGGACCUGUACUUCGUCCUGCGCAUGACGGCCGGCGUGGUGGAGUACAGAAUGAAGCUGCACAAGUUUGAUAUCAAGGACUGGGACAAGCUUGUAGCCUGGGUAGUGCUGGUACAACAGUGGCCGUACCGGGUCAGCUGGAUCGUGCUGCACGCCGAGGACCUGGAGCUGAAGGCCGCCGUGAAGAAGCGGGAAAAACUCAGCAGCUGCGUGGAACAAGCGCCUGACGACUACAUGGAUAAGAAGCUUCACGCCAUCUUCAAGUCAGCUCAGGAGAAACAGACAGAGCUGGAGAAGAAGGGAGAAGAGACCUGGAAGAGGCUGAACUCCUUAGACGGCGACACCGAGCUCCUUGAGCUGUUCCUUCAGGAAUUUGACUUUACUGUGCAGGACAUGUUCGACCUCCUCCCCGUGACCACAAACAUGGACACUUCCAUCAAGAGGGCGAUCAACUCAGCCCUGUCACAACAGGCAUGACGUCAUCAAAAAGGCAUAACGGCCAUGGCGUCAACAGAAUUGUGAUCAAGGAACAUGCCCCUACAAUUCCAGAAUUAGACGCUAGGAGGCCCAAAGUUAUAUCACGUCUUUCCGAACACAAGGGCUAACUACCUCAAAAAAAAAAAAUCUUGACCUUAUCAUAUCCCAUAUUGACUAUAGCAUAUUCAGAGCACGAGAUAUUCUCAGAGGUUCUGCUGCAGUACCAAGGGAGCCACUAGGGGACCAAAAUCUAAUCAUUUCCACUUUUCGUUCACUUUUCAGAAAUAACCUGACAACCAAAGCGAUACACAGCAAGAUGGUCAAUGAAACAUGAUGUACAGUAGAAGCCAGUUAAUUGCACAGCGGAUUACCACACACUUCUGUUAAUUGCACGGAAUCCCAAAAUCCCGAACCGGUGCGGUCAAGCUGGAUAACUUCGCAUUGUUGCACCACCCGGAUAAUUGAACGAAAUACGCUGGUAAAUGGGUGUGCGAUUAAACGGCUUCUACUGUAUUUACGUCUGUUGCGUAAAGUGACAUAGUCCAUUGUGGUUGGGGGUGGGUAACUUUUUAUGUACUAGUAAUUCGUAAGGCAAUCACUAGGUGCCGCUAUUGUGAUGUUCGUGCUCUAGUUUUAUCAGAAGGCACUCGGAGGAAACGACAAGAUUCAGCUUUGAUAGUUCAAUCAGGGCCCAUCUUUUUCCUUGAAUUUCUUUUUAUUGGACCUUAUUGUUGAGUUCUGAAGGCUUGGGUGAAGAGUAGUCUAUAUUUCUCACUGUUAAAAUUUCAGAGAAAGGUUAGGAUUUUACAUCGCUUUGUUCAGAGUACUAACUGUAGAAGGGGGUGUUGGGUGGUAUGACAUUUUCUGAAACACUGAAACUGUAUUUUUUCAACGUUACAUAAAACAGUUGUAAAGGGGAUAGUUUCUUUAGGCUUGUUUUUGCGGGUAUUAAAAGCGCCGACUGUAGAAAAUGAGAACUGCAAAAUUCUACCAUAAAAAGCAACCCGCAAUUUUAAGCAAUAUCACAUGACGUGCCAGUGUUAUUAAGAAUCACUCAGGGAGGCAAUAAAAACUUCUCAUGGCUGACUAA